Molecule: messenger RNA, 1383 nt
Organism: Striga hermonthica
Lineage: Eukaryota; Viridiplantae; Streptophyta; Magnoliopsida; Lamiales; Orobanchaceae
Source: the annotation of a GenBank genome assembly
AUGGCGAGGCAUUCGUUGAUUUCGAUCCCAAAGAGAUGGUCGCUGGUGAUAUUACUGUGCAUCGCCCUCUCCACCGCCAUUGCCUUCUUCAUCGGGGCCUCGUUCCGAGCCUGUAACUCUCAGGAUUACUCUGACAGCAAGAGUUUCAACUCUCCCGUUCACGAGAAAGAAGAUAAUCCGCUAAGUUUUAUGAAAUCGAAGCUCGUCCUUUUGGUUUCCCACGAGCUCUCGCUUUCCGGUGGACCGUUACUGUUAAUGGAACUUGCCUUCUUGUUGAGAGCUGCUGGCACACGGGUUGUGUGGAUCACUAAUCAGAAGCCCACUGAACUGGAUGAAGUGAUUUACAGUCUGGAAGAAAGAAUGAAAGACAGAGGAGUGGAGGUUUUGCCUGCUAAGGGGCAGGAAGCCGUUGAUACAGCUCUUAAGGCUGAUCUGGUUGUUUUAAAUACAGCCGUGGCCGGCAAGUGGCUGGAUGUUGUGCUCCAAGAUAAUGUGCCUCGUGUGCUUCCCAAGGUUUUGUGGUGGAUUCAUGAAAUGCGAGGGCAUUACUUUAAACUGGAGUAUGUUAAGCACCUCCCUUUUGUUGCAGGUGCCAUGAUCGACUCACAUACCACUGCCGACUACUGGAAGAACAGGACUCAUGAGAGGCUAGGGAUUAAGAUGCCUGAGACCUAUGUUGUGCAUCUUGGCAAUAGCAAAGACUUGAUGGAAGUAGCUGAAGACAGCGUGGCGAGAAGGGUUCUUAGAGAGCAUGUUAGAGAAUUACUUGGAGUCCGAAAAGAUGAUCUUCUGUUUGCCAUUAUAAACAGUGUUUCCCGAGGGAAAGGUCAGGAUCUAUUUCUUAAAGCUUUCAAUGAAGCUCUGCAGCUCCGCCGAGAGAGGAAACUGAAAGUGCCACCAAUGCAUGCGGUUGUAGUGGGGAGUGACAUGGGUGCCCAGACAAAGUUUGAAACAGAAUUACGUAAAUUUGUUGAUGAAAAGAAAAUUCAGGACAGCGUGCGCUUUGUGAACAAAACAUUGAAUGUAGCUCCUUAUCUAGCUUCCAUUGAUGUUCUUGUACAGAACUCUCAGGCUCGUGGAGAGUGCUUUGGGAGGAUAACCAUUGAAGCUAUGGCCUUCCAGCUUCCUGUAUUGGGCACAGCUGCCGGGGGCACAACUGAGAUUGUAGUAAAUGGCACGACAGGCUGGUUGCAUCCAGCUGGCAAAGAAGGCGUAACGGCUCUUGCAGAAAACAUCAUUCGACUGGCCAAAGACUCCGAGACGAGAAGGAGAAUGGGAUUGAAGGGUUAUGAUCGGGUCAAUGAAAUGUUCUUGGAACACCACAUGUCGCGUAGGAUAUCAUCAGUCUUGAAGGAGGUUCUACGAAAGGCAAAGAGAGGGUGA